GCAUGCAGUGAGUAGCCUUCAUGUCUCAGUUGCUGGUGUAGUCGCAACCAUUGCGAGAGCGCACGCACACUUCCAAAAUAAUGGAAUCCAUAUCGUAAAUUAAUUAAACCGAGUAUAAUAAAAUAAAAACGAAAACAAAACGUAAGUGUCAGUGAAGUGAAUAAUUACCAAAAUGGCGGUGUUUCUAAUAUUAUUUACUGUUGCACUUAUAUGCAUUUACAUAUGGUUUCAAUACAAAUUCACGUAUUGGACAAGGAAGGGCCUGAGCGGUCCCAAACCCGCAUUCCCAUGGGGCAAUAUAGGCGACGUAAUCAAAGGAAAGAUUCAGUUUUUCCAGCCGUACUGCGACAUAUACUUUAAGUUCAAACAUUUGCCAUACGUCGGGAUGUACUCUUUCCAUCGGCCAAUAUUGUGUGUUAACGACUUGGAAAUAGCUAAACAUAUUCUGAUUAAAGAUUUUGAACACUUCCAAGGCCGGGGAACGUACUCGGGAGGGGUGGGCGAUCCUCUAGCAGAGAAUCUGUUCAACAUAUUUGGAAAACCGUGGAAAAGAUUGCGUCUGAAAAUGUCGCCUACAUUUUCUUCACGGAAGCUGAAGACUAUGUUCCCUUUCGUGGAAAGUAUCGCGAAUGAGGCGAGGAACUACGCGGACAUGUUGCACUCGAACGGUGAAGCGAUAAAUUUCACGGAGUUCUACGGCAGAUACGCUAUGGAAAUAAUCGCUAACAUCGGUUUCGGGGUGGAAUGCAACGGGAUAAACAAUCCAGAAUCAGAGUUUUUCAAUCGAGGCCGUGAGUACUUUGAAACCCGGUCCUGGUAUUGGACUUUAAUCCGUUCGUUCGCGUUCAUCGCUCCGGACGCGUUCGAUAAGUUGCGUAUAAAGCGGAUCAGCCCACGGGUAGCCAAUUUCUUCUACGGGCUGGUGAAACAGACGGUCGCCUACCGUGAGGAACAUGGUUAUAAGAGAAACGAUUUCUUGCAGACUCUCAUUGAAUUGAGGAAUGGACAGUUUGUUGAUGAAAAGGGUAACAUAAAGCAUAUCGAGGACUUUCCGUUCUCAAUGCAAGACGUGGCCGCUAACACUAUGGUGUACAUGAUAGCUGGCUACGAAACCUCCGCCACCACAGGCCAGUUCGCUGCGUACCAACUUGCCCAGAACCCACACAUCCAGGGCAGAGUGAGAGAGGAAAUCAACAAUGUCUUGGACAAAUACAACGGAGAGUGCACGUAUGAGGCCCAAAAUGAAAUGCACUACUUUAACAUGGUGCUAGAUGAAACGAUGAGAAUGUACCCGUCAAUGCGCGCCUUAUUCCGGCGAUGCAACAAGGAGUACACUAUUCCCAAUACGAAUAUAGUCAUAGAGAAGGGCACAUUGGUGUUCGUGCCGGUACAGGCGAUCCACAUGGACCCGGACUUGUUUCCGGAACCGGAGAAGUUCGACCCGGAACGGUUUACUCCAGAGAAGAAGGCGAAACUGCACCCUUGUCAGUGGAUGCCUUUUGGUGAAGGACCUCGGAAGUGUUUAGGUGUGAAACAAGGUUACAUCCAGUCGAAGAUGGCAUUAGUGAAAAUUCUGCAAAAAUAUGAGCUAUAUCUAGACAAACGGACAUCUGUGCCUGUGAAAGUAAAGCCUUCUUGCCUGGUCUGCUCGGCGGAAGGCGGGGUAUGGUUGCGGCUGAGGGAGAUCAACAACAACACGCAGAGCAAGCCUCCGCAGUGACUGUCACAAGUGAUGGUAGCAUGGCUGCUCUGCCGGUUCAAAGUCGGGAAUUUUCUAAAUUGAUAUAUUCAAGCGGAAUGCAUAAAAAGGAAAGUCUUACUUUAAUUACACCUUUUUUCUGACUACAAAACUAAAAUGGGCAGAAAAGUAGAUGUUGACUUAAAAAAAACAUUGUUCCCGGUUUUGAAGUCCUUUUUUAACCAUAUCACGAUGGGGUGUCUACGAAUUAGACUUGAUGUCCGAUAGGAAUCAAGAUGACGACGGUGGUGUGGCCUUGUGAUGCUAGGGAUAUUGGUGUGAAUGACGAAAUACGAUUAUUUUGUAACAAAUACAUAUGUACUGUAAUUUUUUAAUUUAUGCAAAUAGACUAAAUAAUAAUUUUAACCAA
Plodia interpunctella (Indianmeal moth) is the source of this 2108-nucleotide messenger RNA. RefSeq names its product cytochrome P450 6a2-like. The record is from RefSeq and is a predicted model, not a curated record. The transcript is spliced from 5 exons. The coding region runs from base 173 to 1720 and encodes 515 amino acids. Gene Ontology annotation, molecular function: monooxygenase activity; heme binding; iron ion binding. NCBI's taxonomy places the organism in Eukaryota, Metazoa, Arthropoda, Insecta, Lepidoptera, Pyralidae.